Molecule: messenger RNA, 4882 nt
Organism: Cavia porcellus (domestic guinea pig)
Lineage: Eukaryota; Metazoa; Chordata; Mammalia; Rodentia; Caviidae
Gene: Ltbp3
Product: latent transforming growth factor beta binding protein 3
Exons: 27
Coding region: 418-4392 (1324 amino acids)
Molecular function (GO): calcium ion binding
Source: RefSeq, a predicted model, not a curated record
CUCCAGCCAGGGAAAACAACUGCUCACUUCUCCCUGCGUCCUCCCCGCGCGCUCUGUGUCCCGGGGCCGCGGGAGCGCAGCCGGCCAGGGGGCGCGCAGCGGGCCGGCCGCCCGCCUUCCCCUCGCCCGCCCGCCUGCUCGCUCCUCCUCUCCGCCUCCACUGGCUCCGGCCUCCUCGGCCCGGCCUCACUGCGGGGCCUGGCGGAGCUCCUCCAGGCAGGGAAGUUUCUGAGCUCCCCGCGGUCGAGCCUCCCUCUCCCGCCGCCUCGCGCUGGGCCCCCUCCCUGCCCGCUCCCUCCUCACUCCGCCGCCUCGCUGCGCUCUCCGCGCCCGGCCGCGCGCUCCCGGCCCUCGACCCCUGCCGGCGCCGGGCCCUUAGCCCCUCGCCCGGCGCUCCCCCGGGGUCGCGCGGCCCGGAUGCCCGGGCCCCGAGGGGUCGCCAGCGGCCUGGCCCCUGCGAUGCGCGGGGCGGGGGCGGCGGGGCUGCUGCCUCUGCUUCUGUUGCCUCUGCUGGGCCCGGGCGGCGGGGCCGAGGGGGGGCCGGCCGGCGAGCGAGGCGCCGGCGGGGGCGGGGCGCUGGCCCGAGAGCGCUUCAAGGUGGUCUUUGCGCCGGUGUACUGCAAGCGGACGUGUCUCAAGGGCAAGUGUCACGACAGCUGUCACCACGGCACCAACAUGACGCUGAUCGGAGAGAACGGCCACAGCACAGACACGCUCACGGGCUCCGGCUUCCGCGUGGUGGUGUGCCCUCUGCCCUGCGUGAAUGGCGGCCAGUGCUCCUCCCGGAACCAGUGCCUGUGUCCCCCCGACUUCACUGGUCGCUUCUGCCAGGUGCCCGCUGGAGGAGCUGGCGGGGCCGGAGGAGGCUCAGGCCCAGGGCUGGCCCGGGUGGGGUCCACAGGCACCCUGCAGCACCUGGUUCCAGAGGGCGAGUCUGUGGCAAGCAAGCAUGCUAUCUACGCGGUGCAGGUGAUCGCCGACCCUCCCGGGCCAGGGGAGGGGCCUCCUGCCCAGCACGCGGCUUUCCUGGUACCCCUGGGGCCAGGACAGAUAUCAGCAGAAGUGCAGGCCCCGCCCCCCGUGGUGAACGUCCGAGUCCACCACCCGCCCGAGGCCUCUGUCCAGGUGCACCGCAUCGAGGGGCCCAACGCUGAGGGCCCUGCCCCUUCCCAGCACCUGCUGCCGCACCCCAAGCCUCAACACCCUCGACCACCCACCCAGAAGCCCCUGGGCCGCUGCUUCCAGGACACCCUACCCAAGCAGCCAUGUGGCAGCAACCCCCUGCCCGGCCUCACCAAGCAGGAGGACUGCUGUGGGAGCAUCGGCACUGCUUGGGGCCAGAGCAAGUGCCACAAAUGUCCCCAGCUGCAGUACACAGGGGUACAGAAGCCAGGCCCUGUACGGGAGGUGGGCUCUGAGUGCCCCCAGGGCUACAAGAAGUUGAACAGCAGCCACUGCCAGGACAUCAAUGAGUGUGCGAUGCCAGGGAUGUGUCGGCACGGCGACUGCCUCAACAGCCUGGGCUCCUAUCGCUGCAUCUGCCCACCUGGCCACAGCUUGGGCCCCUCCCGCACUCAGUGCAUUGCGGACAAGCCGGAGGAGAAGAGCCUGUGUUUCCGCCUGGUGAGCCCAGAGCACCAGUGCCAGCAUCCCCUGACCACGCGCCUCACCCGCCAGCUCUGCUGCUGCAGCGUGGGCAAGGCCUGGGGAGCAAGGUGUCAACGCUGCCCAGCAGAUGGCACUGCUGCCUUCAAAGAAAUCUGUCCAGCUGGGAAGGGGUACCACAUCCUCACCUCCCACCAGACGCUCACCAUCCAGGGCGAAAGUGACUUUUCCCUUUUUCUGCAUCCUGAUGGGCCACCCAAACCCCAGCAGCUCCCUGAAAGCCCCAGCCGUGCGCCACCACCUGAGGACACAGAGGAAGAGAGAGGAUUGACCACGGAUCCACCAGAGAUCGAGGAGCGGUCAGUACAGCAGAGCCACCCUAUAGCCACCACCUCUCCUGCCCGGCCCUACCCAGAACUGAUAUCCCGCCCCUCGCCACCUACCAUCCGCUGGUUCCUGCCCCCAGACUUGCCCCCCUCCCGCAGUGCGGUAGAGAUCGCCCCCACUCAAGUCACAGAGACCGACGAAUGCAGACUGAACCAAAACAUCUGUGGCCAUGGAGAGUGCGUCCCCGGCCCCUCCGACUACUCCUGCCACUGCAACCCGGGCUACAGGUCGCAUCCGCAGCACCGCUACUGCGUGGACGUGAACGAGUGUGAUGCGGAGCCAUGCGGCCCGGGGAAAGGCACCUGCCUGAACACCGGGGGCUCCUAUAACUGUCACUGCAACCGCGGCUACCGCCUGCACGUGGGCCCCGGGGGCCGCUCGUGUGUGGACCUGAACGAGUGCGCCAAGCCCCACGUGUGCGGCGACGGCGGCUUCUGCAUCAACUUUCCCGGCCACUACAAGUGCAACUGCUACCCGGGCUACCGACUCAAAUCCUCCCGCCCGCCGGUGUGCGAAGAUAUCGAUGAAUGUCGGGAUCCCAGCACCUGCCCUGAUGGCAAAUGCGAGAAUAAACCCGGGAGCUUCAAGUGCAUCCCGUGUCAGCCCGGCUACCGCAGCCAAGGGGGCGGGGCCUGUCGCGACAUCAACGAGUGCGCUGAGGGCAGUCCCUGCUCUCCUGGCUGGUGUGAGAACCUACCCGGUUCUUUCCGCUGCACUUGCGCUCAGGGGUACGCGCCCGCGCCCGAUGGCCGCAGUUGUGUAGACGUGGAUGAGUGUGAGGCUGGGGACAUCUGUGACAAUGGCAUCUGCACCAACACACCAGGCUCCUUCCAGUGUCAGUGCCUCUCUGGCUACCAUCUGUCAAGGGACCGAAGCCACUGCGAAGACAUCGAUGAAUGUGACUUUCCUGCUGCCUGCAUUGGGGGUGACUGUAUCAACACCAAUGGCUCCUACCGAUGUCUCUGCCCUCAGGGGCAUCGGCUGGUGGGUGGCAGGAAGUGCCAAGACAUAGACGAAUGCAGCCAGGACCCCAGCCUGUGCCUGCCCCACGGGGCCUGUGAGAACCUGCAGGGCUCCUACGUGUGUGUCUGCGAUGAGGGCUUCACACCCACCCAGGACCAGCAUGGAUGUGAGGAGGUCGAGCAGCCCCACCACAAGAAGGAGUGCUACCUUAACUUCGAUGACACGGUGUUCUGCGACAGUGUACUGGCCACUAACGUCACCCAGCAGGAGUGCUGCUGCUCGCUGGGGGCUGGCUGGGGAGACCACUGCGAAAUCUACCCGUGCCCAGUCCACAGCUCAGCUGAGUUCCACAGCCUCUGCCCCGACGGAAAGGGUUACACGCAGGACAACAACAUUGUCAACUACGGCAUCCCCGCCCACCGUGACAUCGACGAGUGCAUGUUGUUCGGGGUGGAGAUCUGCAAGGAGGGCAAGUGCGUGAACACGCAACCUGGCUACGAGUGCUACUGUAAGCAAGGCUUCUACUACGACGGGAACCUGCUGGAAUGCGUGGACGUGGACGAGUGUCUGGACGAGGCCAACUGCAGGAACGGCGUGUGCGAAAACACGCGCGGCGGCUACCGCUGUGCCUGCACACCGCCCGCUGAGUACAGCCCGGCGCAGCGCCAGUGCCUAAGCCCGGAGGAGAUGGACGUGGACGAGUGCCAGGACCCGGCGGUGUGCCGCCCUGGCCGCUGCGUCAACUUGCCGGGCUCCUACCGAUGCGAGUGUCGCCCACCCUGGGUGCCCGGGCCCUCCGGCCGCGACUGCCAGCUCCCCGAGAGUCCGGCCGAGCGGGCCCCGGAGAGGCGCGACGUGUGCUGGAGCCGGCGCGGGGAGGACGGCAUGUGCGCGGGGCCCUUGGCCGGGCCUGGGCUCACGUUCGACGACUGCUGCUGCCGCCAGGGCCGCGGUUGGGGCGCACAGUGUCGCCCGUGCCCGCUACGCGGCGCCGGGUCCCAGUGCCCGACGUCGCAGAGUGAAAGCAAUUCAUUUUGGGACGCGAGCCCCCUGCUGUUGGGAAAACCCCCGAGAGGUGAGCGAGGCAGAGGUGGGGGCCCGCUGCCCCUCGUGUGGGGGGGUGUUGACGCCCGCAUCCCUCCGGCUGGCACAGACGAGGACAGCUCCGAGGAGGACUCCGAUGAGUGCCGCUGCGUGAGUGGCCGCUGCGUACCACGGCCGGGCGGCGCUGUGUGCGAGUGUCCCGGCGGCUUCCAGCUGGAUGCCUCCCGGGCCCGCUGCGUGGAUAUUGAUGAGUGCAGAGAACUGAACCAGCGCGGGCUGCUGUGCAAGAGCGAGCGCUGCGUGAACACCAGCGGCUCCUUCCGCUGCGUUUGCAAGGCCGGCUUCGCACGCAGCCGCCCACAUGGGGCGUGUGUACCCCAGCGCCGCCGCUGAGUGGCCUGGCUGCUUGCUGGUCACUGAGAGGUUUCCGUAGACACUGGGGGCAAACGUGGUACCUCGCUCCUGCCCCAACUGGGGAUUCGGGCCCAGGAACUCACCAACUCACCGGGGCCUUUUCUGCACCAAAGGCCCCUGAUUUAUGCCUGGGUGUUGAGUCUGCUGGUCACUGCCAGCCAUCCUGAGGACAAGUCCUAGAAGUUGGUAAAUCAGAUCGUGCCUCUUCGAUUUACUCUUGGCUUUCCAAGCAAACUGACAUUCACACUGUGGUUGGCCAGGACUGUGCAGGGCAGUGCCAGCCCCCACCCAUCUUGGUGGGGCCACACUGAGCCCAGGACCGAGGGUGUGAAAUAGAAUUUAUUGUGGCUCUGAUUAUGUACACGUGAGAUGUGCCUGGCGGGCCAGCCGGGCUCACAUGGUUUGUACAAUAAAUACAUGGGCUGGGCCUGCUUUCCUGGUAGGAGCGCCCCCCCAAGGGUUCAGUCCA